Nyctereutes procyonoides (raccoon dog) is the source of this 4915-nucleotide messenger RNA. RefSeq names its product Rho guanine nucleotide exchange factor 10 (gene ARHGEF10). Gene Ontology annotation, cellular component: centrosome. The record is from RefSeq and is a predicted model, not a curated record. Lineage: Eukaryota; Metazoa; Chordata; Mammalia; Carnivora; Canidae. Gene Ontology annotation, biological process: mitotic spindle assembly; actin cytoskeleton organization; positive regulation of stress fiber assembly. Gene Ontology annotation, molecular function: guanyl-nucleotide exchange factor activity; protein binding.
AGAAGAAUUCAUCUCAGCAGGGGUCCCGAGGACUGAGGCUCCCACCGCCGUGCCAUGGACCAGCCAGAGCUGCCCGGCCCCGCUCCCGCAGAUGCGGAGGUGAAAUGCGACCCCAACAACAACGAGGAGGACGAGGGCGAACAGUUUGACUUUGACAGCGGAGAUGAGAUCCCGGAAGCGGAUCGAGCUGCUGUGGACGCCUCCGGGGACAGCUGGCCGGGCACAGAUGCCGCCCCCGGCGCAGGGGGUGACGUCGGGAUGGGGACAGCCCCGGAUGCCCUGGUGGAACCUGCGCCACCACCCCCCAGAGUCAACCCCUACUCGGUCAUUGACAUCACGCCCUUCCAGGAGGAGCAGCCCCCGCCCUCAGACGCCGAGGCCGAGGCCGAGAGCGCGAGCCCGCCCGUGCCCAGCGGGUACUCGGUGCCCGUGCCCUGCGGCUACGCCGUGCCCUGCAACCUGCCGCUGCUCCUGCCGGCCUACAGCAACCCCGUGGUCAUCCGUGCCCCGUCCCUGGACGAGGAAGAAACACAGGAAGUAGCACAAGACAGCCAGUUUAAUUCUUUAAGUUCUGAGGAUCCAGCCAACAGUGAGGACCGCGUGCACAAGGAGGACAGCGCGCUCGCCCGGUGGGUCGCAGACCCGGCCAACACUGCGUGGAUGGAGAAUCCAGAAGAAGCCAUUUAUGAUGAUGUGCCAAGAGAAAAUUCUGACUCUGAACCAGAUGAAAUGAUUUAUGACGACGUGGAGAAUGGAGAGGAAGGUGGAAACAGCUCCUUGGAAUACGGAUGGAGCUCGAGUGAAUUCGAAAGUUACGAGGAGCAGAGUGACUCGGAGUGCAAGAAUGGGGUCCCCAGGUCCUUCCUGCGCAGCAACCACAAAAAGCAACUUUCCCAUGACCUAACCCGUUUCAAGGAGCACUAUGAGAAAAAGAUGAGAGCUUUGGUGGCAGACGUGGUGGGAGCCUCAGAGACUCAGCAGCUAAAGCAGAGGCAUGAACCGAAGAUGCAGAAGCUCAUGAAGGCCGCCAAGGAGGGCACCAAGGACGGGCUAGAGAAGACCAAGGCUGCCGUCAAGAGAGGCCGCUCUCUCAUUCGGACCAGGUCCUUCAUGGCUGCAGACCACAGAUCCUGUCUUGAAGAGGAGCAGAAUUUGUUCAUUGACGUUGAGUGCAAGCAUCCGGAAGCCAUCCUGACGCCGAUGCCUGAGGGCCUGUCUCAGCAGCAGGUCGUGAGAAGAUACAUCCUGGGCUCGGUGGUCGACAGCGAGAAGAACUACGUGGAUGCUCUUAAGCGGAUUCUGGAGCAAUACGAGAAGCCGCUGUCGGAGAUGGAGCCAAAGAUCCUGAGCGAGAGGAAGCUAAAGAUGGUGUUCUUCCGAGUGAAGGAGCUGCUGCAGUGCCACGGCAUGUUCCAGAUCGCGCUGGCCAGCCGCGUGGCCGAGUGGGACUCGGUGGAGACCAUCGGGGACGUCUUUGUGGCUUCGUUUUCCAAAUCCAUGGUGCUGGACGCCUACAGCGAGUACGUGAAUAACUUCAGCACCGCCGUGGCCAUCCUCAAGAAGACGUGUGCUACCAAGCCUGCUUUUCUCGAGUUCUUAAAGCAGUGCCAGGAGUCCAGCCCCGACCGCGUCACGCUCUACAGCCUGAUGAUGAAGCCCAUCCAGAGGUUCCCGCAGUUCAUUCUGCUGCUGCAGGACAUGCUGAAGAACACCUCCAAAGGCCAUCCUGACCGGCUGCCGCUUCAGAUGGCGCUGACGGAGCUGGAAACGUUAGCAGAGAAGCUGAACGAGAGGAAGAGAGAUGCCGACCAGCGCUGCGAAAUCAAGCACGUCGCCAAAGCCAUCAACGAGAGAUACCUGAACAAGCUUCUCAGCAGCGGGAACCGGUACCUCGUGCGGUCCGACGAUAUGAUAGAAACUGUUUACAACGACAGAGGAGAAAUCAUUAAGACCAAGGAGCGCCGGGUCUUCAUGCUCAGUGAUGUGUUGAUGUGCGCCACGGUCAGUGCACGCACCUCCGACAGCAGCACCAUAAUGUUAUCGAGCCAGAGGUAUUUGUUGAAGUGGAGUGUUCCUCUUGGACACGUAGAAGUGAUCGAGUACGGCAGUAACGACGGUGCUGGAGAAAGCAGGUGUCCCCCCGUGCACCCGCCCGAGAGCCUGGCAGUGGUCGCCAACGCUAAGCCGAACCAGGUGUACGUGGGGCCGGGGCAGCUGUACCAGGACCUGCAGAACCUGCUGCACGACUUGAACAUCGUCGGUCAGAUCUCGCAGCUGAUCGGGAACCUCCGAGGAAACUACCAGAACCUGAACCAGGCGGUGGCCCACGAUUGGACGGCAGGCCUGCAGAGGCUCAUCCUGAAGAAGGAGGAGGAAAUCCGGGCGGCCGACUGCUGCCGCAUCCAGCUGCAGCUCCCGGGGAAGCAGGACAAGUCCGGGCGGCCCACGUUCUUCACGGCUGUGUUCAACACCUUCACCCCAGCCAUCAAGGAGUCGUGGAUCAGCAACCUGCAGAUGGCCAAGCUCGCCCUGGAGGAGGAGAACCACAUGGGUUGGUUCUGCGUGGAGGAUGACGGGAACCAGAUUAAGAAGGAGAGACACCCUCUUCUUGUGGGACACAUGCCAGUGACGGUGGCCAAGCAGCAGGAGUUCAAGAUUGAAUGUGCCGCCUACAACCCUGAACCUUGCGUGACCAGUGAGGCCCAGCCAGACUCGCUGUCCACGGUGCACGGCUUCCUGUGGAUCGGCAGCUGCACCAGCCAAAUGGGCCAGGUUGCCAUCGUCUCGUUUCAAAACUGCAACCCCAAAGUCAUCGAGUGCUUCAACGUGGAGUCUCGCAUCCUGUGCAUGGUGUUCAUCCCCGCGGAGGAGCGGCCCGUGGAGCCCGAGGCCACUGGGAGGGCUUCAGGCGUGCCCACCGUCUGCCUGGGCACCGAGGAGGGGAGCAUUUCCAUCUAUAAGAGCAGUCAGGGCUGCAAGAAGGUGCGCCUGCAGCAGUUCUUCGCCCCCGACAAGUCCACGGUCCUGAGCCUGGCCUGCACGCCCCAGAGCCUGUACGCCGGCCUGGUCAACGGGGCCGUGGCCGUCUACGGGAAGGCAGAAGAUGGAUCCUGGAAUUCCGAACCUCAGAAAGUGAUAAAAUUAGGCGUCUUGCCGGUUCGCAGCCUGGUGAUGGCGGAGGACAUGUUAUGGGCGGCUUCCGGAGGCCAGGUGUUCACCGUCAACACCGAGACCCACGCGAUAGAGAGCCAGCUGGAGGCCCACCAGGAGGAAGGCAUGGUCGUGUCUCACAUGGUCAUCGCUGGCGUGGGGAUCUGGCUCGCCUUCACCUCUGGGUCCACGCUUCGCCUCUUCCACACCGAGACACUCAAGCAUCUUCAGGACAUCAACGUAGCCACCCCCGUCCACCACAUGCUCCCAGGGCACCAGCGCCUGUCCGUGACCAGUCUGCUCGUCUGCCACGGCUUGCUGAUGGUGGGCACCAGCGUGGGCAUCGUGGUGGCCUUGCCUGUGCCCCGGCUGCAGGGCAUCCCCAAAGUGACUGGAAGAGGCAUGGUCUCCUACCAUGCGCACAAUGGGCCCGUCAAGUUCCUGGUCAUGGCCACCGCCGCCCUCAAGACGGACAAGGACAAGCCCACGGACAGCCCGCCAGCCUGCAUGGACCCCCAGGAGGAAGAGCAGAAGGACGUGCCCCCCGGCGAGGGCCUGAGUCAGGGCAGCCCGGACGCCGUCUGGCUGGGCGCCUCGCUGGGUGCCGGGACGCACAGGAGCGAGGUCUCGUCGUCGUCCGGGUCCCUGACGCCGUCGCAGGGCUCGGGCUCCCUGGAGCCCAGGUCGGAGGAGAGCGUCGUCUAUGAUCUCCUGCGGCUGCCCAGCGUCCUGCCGGGCAGAGGGCGGCGGGCCAGGAGGGCGAAGGCCAGCUCGGUGCUGGUGGUGUGCGGGGGCCAGGGCCACCGCAGGGUGAGCCGGAGGGCCCGGCAGCAGCGGCCCGAGGAGCUGGCCGCCUCUGUCAUGGUGUGGCAGGUGCCGCUGCUGACCGCGUGAGCCCAGGCAAAGCCGUCGGGCCACCUGGCGUCCUGGUACCUGUGGGCUCGCGGAGAGUCCGGCGCACUUGGUAGCACGGAGAUGCCUUGACCAUUCUUAGGACGUCUCCCUCGGCUCAGAGCCGCCGCCUUUACUUCUCCCGCGUGUCUUCAGAUUCCCAAGUAGAGCUCGUGGCGGCGAAGGGGGCCGGUCCGCACACGGCGGGCUCCACUUUCUGUGGUGAGCUGGGAUGUCCGACGUGCGGGGUGUGCUGUGUGUAUAUUUUAACAAAGUAGUGUUUUUAUAUAUUUUUUUCUAUUAAAAAUUAACAGUUAAUGUUUUAGGGAACCAAACGAUCUGUAACGUUUCACAAAUAACAUUUGCUUCGAACCAAAAUGCUCACCCCUUCACCUGCGUGUAGACUCCAGCGUCCACACCAAAAUCCUUCCUCCUCACGUCAAGUGGUAUGGGUGCCUGUGCUGGAAAGCCCACGUCUCCCAGGUGCGCCGGGCGGCCCCUCCGUGGUGCUCGCUGGGGCUGCGGGCGGCUGGCCGUGGGACUCAGGCUGCACAGCUGUCUGCGCGCUGGGUGUCCCGCAGGUGCCCCGGGGCCCACGGGCGUCUUGGGGUGUGCGGGUGAGCGUGAGUCCCCGACGCUCCACGUGGGUUUAUGUAUCGCGUUGUACUUACCGAGUGGUUUACAAACGUUAAUGCGGGCGUCACCGGAAGUAAACUCCUCAGCACUUUACAGAUAAGAAUGCUAACUUUAUGACUUGGCCAAAUAUUCUCCAAGGUGCACAUGUACCCCCACGUGAAAGUAAUAUCUCCUGAAGCUUUCUUAAAUUGUUAGCUGCUACCUUAAGUCAUAAAUAAAGUUUUUAUUUAAAAAUACA